Messenger RNA from Ramularia collo-cygni, 3393 nucleotides. RefSeq names its product related to SNF2 family helicase/ATPase. Gene Ontology annotation, molecular function: ATP-dependent chromatin remodeler activity; ATP binding. The transcript is spliced from 2 exons. NCBI's taxonomy places the organism in Eukaryota, Fungi, Ascomycota, Dothideomycetes, Mycosphaerellales, Mycosphaerellaceae. The coding region runs from base 1 to 3393 and encodes 1130 amino acids. The record is from RefSeq and is a predicted model, not a curated record. Gene Ontology annotation, cellular component: cytoplasm.
AUGGUUCGUGAGCGCAGUCCUAGCAGGACAUCUUCUGGAAAGCAUCUUUCUCCACAAAAGCGAAAUCAAGACCAAGCGCGGGCGCCGUUGGCAAACAUCUCCGCGCGCAUUCAGUCUCCAUCCAACACACAUCGAUCCUCCACCGACAUGGCGGGCAACGAUGAUGUCGAGUUUGGCAAGGCCAGUCCCAUGCGCAACCCGCUGCAUCCGCAACCCCGACCACCGCCCAAGAAAGCACCGGCCAGCGUGUUCAUCCCCAGAGCGCGUCCCUCGCAGCAACCGGGACAACAACAGCAGCAGCGCCAGGUCAGCGGAUCCGACGCACGCAAUGCUGGCUUCGUUCUACCGGGCCAGCGCCCAGCCCAACCUCCCGCUCCAAACACUCAGUCUACCUCCCUCUCCGCAGCACUAGAGUCAAUGAGCCUGCAGCACCGCAACUUUUCCAACGACUCCGAUUUCACCGAAAUCGCGCGACCCGCCAACAUGCCUCUAAAAGCGAUACAUCCCCCCUCUCAGCCAGUGUUUUCAUCCAGAAAUCCAGUGCCCUUCAAACCGCUGGCACCGCCGCGCAAUGUCAUCACCAUUGACGACAGUGACGAAGGGGAGCGUUUCGAUCCGGACGCKGAGAUUCGAAAGACCAGCGGUAGAUUUGGCACCGAGGACCCACUCAUGUACGUCGAUUCAAGUCGUGCAAAUGAAAACAUCAAAAACCUACUCGAGGGCGCUUUCGACGACGAGGAGGAGAAGGGUAGGACCCGACUCCGCAAACGCAUCAAGAAGGUCGAAGCCGAGCAGAAAGAGGUUAAGGGCCUUUCUGCUAGACUCGCGGCACUGGAUGUGAAGGCGGAGGAGAAAGAGAACGAAGACGAGGAAGACGAAGAGGAGGAGGAGGAUGGCACAGUUGAUGGUCUCACUGUUAAGCUGCUUCCUCAUCAGGUCGAAGGUGUUUCCUGGAUGAUUGACAAGGAGAUUGGCAGAACGAAGACGAGAGGUGUCUUGCCCAACGGCGGCAUUCUCGCUGACGACAUGGGUCUAGGCAAGACGGUCCAAUCUGUGGCCUUGAUUCUGACCAACCCUCGUCCAGCACUCGAUGCGAAGCCGGAGCAUAAAAACCAGAAACUUCCGUCGAAAGAGGUCAACAAGGGCACACUAGUUGUAGCUCCACUUGCACUCAUCAAGCAGUGGGAAGCCGAGAUCAAGACGAAGGUGACUAAGAGUCAUGCAUUGAAGGUGCUUGUCCAUCAUGGCCCCAACCGCACCAAAUCUAGUGCGGAGCUCAAGAGAUACGAUGUGGUCAUCACUACUUUCCAAACCCUCACCUCGGAGCAUGCUGGAUCCAACAUGACAGUCAGCAGCGGCAGUCGUAUCGGCUGCUUUGGUGUGCACUGGUACCGCAUCAUGCUGGAUGAAGCACACAGCAUAAAAAACCGCAAUGCGAAGUCCACGCUCGCGUGUUGUGCACUAAACGGCUGGUAUCGUUGGUGCUUGACCGGUACACCACUUCAGAACAAUUUGGAUGAACUACAGAGCUUGAUCAAGUUCUUGCGUAUCAAGCCGUAUUGCGAGUUGCCUGCGUGGAAGGACGCCAUCACCCAGCCAAUGAAAGCUGGUCGCGGCGGACUUGCAAUGAGGAGGUUGCAGGUCUUCCUCAAAGCGUUCAUGAAGCGUCGGACCAAGGACAUCCUCAAGCUUGACGGUGCUCUCAACUUUGGUGGAAAAGGAAAGGAGAAUAAUGGUGGUAUGCAGAUCGUCAAGCGGGAAGUACUUACUGUGGAGUGCGAUUUUGAUCCUCAGGAGAAGGAGUUCUACGACCGCCUCCAAGACAGGGCUGACAAGAGACUGCAAGACAUGAUGGAUGGGAGCCAUAAAACCGAUUACAUUGGGGCAUUGGUUCUACUGCUACGGCUGAGACAAAUGUGCGACCACCMCCAGUUGAUCGAGAUGGCUAUGAGCAAGGACAAAGACGCGAUGACCACUGGAACUUCAAACAAGAGUGGCAAGGUAGAAGAUGAGGAGAUUGACGAUCUCGCUGCGCUGRUGGGAGGUGUUAGUGUGCAGGCCAAGCAUUGCGAUGUCUGUCAGAUCAAACUUUCAUCGGAAGAAGCGAGAGAUAGUGCAGUGAGGUGCAGUGAAUGCGAGGCAGAUAUUGUGCAGAUGAAGGAGAAAGACCGGAGCAAAGGCAGGAAAGUGAAGAAGGAGAAGUCAAAAGUCAAGAAGAUCAAGGCUGAGGUCAAAGUCGAGGCCAAGACCGAUCAACGUCGGGCAAGAAGUCGCAAGAUCAUUGCGGACAGUGACGAUGAGGGGGAGGAAGAGGAGCAGGAUGCCGGCGAGUGGAUCGCGAAGGGGCCCGAAGAAGAGAUCGAUCUUGGUCGGGCUGGAGGGUCCGACGAUGAGGAUGCCGAUGGCGGCGGGGAGACUCUCAACACCAUUGAUACAGAGCGCAGCGAGGACGAUACCUCAGAUAUUGAGGAUUCCCCACCGCGCGCCGUACGACGACGCCCAGCUAGGAUCUCCACAUCUUCGGAUGAAGAAGACUCGGACGCGGACGUCGAUGACGACAAGGUAGAUACUGAUGAUGAUUCCAAUUCGGAAGCGAGCUCUGAAACAGACUCCGAGACUGAUGCAUUACCAUUGAACCUCCUCUCCGGGCUUGGUCACACUGGGAAGUCCGCCCACGCCCCAUCCACCAAAGUGCGGCACCUCUUGCGCAUUCUCCACCGCGAGACCCCGGAACACAAGACUAUUGUCUUUUCACAGUUCACCACGAUGCUUGACCUCAUCGCGCCUCACUUGAUCGCAUCAGGACUCAAAUUCGUCCGCUACGACGGCAGCAUGCGUCCAGAUGCCCGCGAAGCUUCUCUCAAGGCUCUACGAGACGACCCCCGAUGCAGAGUGCUCCUCUGUAGCUUGAAGUGUGGAAGUCUCGGUUUGAACCUCACGGCAGCGAGCAGAGUGGUGAUUGUGGAGCCUUUCUGGAACCCUUUCGUGGAGGAACAGGCUAUCGACAGAGUGCAUCGGUUGAACCAGACAGUGGACGUCAAGGUUUUCCGACUAACGAUAAGGAACUCAGUCGAGGAGAGGAUAUUGGAACUGCAGGAGAAGAAGAGAGAGCUGGCCAAUGCUGCGAUUGAAGGCGGGAAGGGCAUGGGCAAGCUAUCUAUGCAAGACAUUCUGGGAUUGUUCCGCAGAGAUGCAGAGCAUGGGGAGGGUGAUCAGGAGGACGAACGCAUGUUCAAGAAGUUUGGGACUGAUAGCAGACUCUUGGAUGGGCCCUCUGCGGGUGUGGGUGCUGGUGACUCCAGUAGGCUUGUGGCGCCUGCUCCUAGACCUCGAUCACAGGCCCCUGAGAGGCAAGGAAGAAAGGAGCAUGAGGUGUACGGGCGGAGGUGGUGA